Messenger RNA from Penicillium digitatum Pd1, 1080 nucleotides. The record is from RefSeq and is a predicted model, not a curated record. Lineage: Eukaryota; Fungi; Ascomycota; Eurotiomycetes; Eurotiales; Aspergillaceae.
AUGGGUGACUUUGUUCUGUCGCAGAAAAAGCGCUAUGCGCUGAUAGGUACUGAUGGAAGAUCGACAUUGUUCUACACGAGCAUCGCAAACGAUUUUCACAAGACCAGUACUCUCGUUGCAAUCUGCGAUACGAACCAGACUCGACUGAACUAUGCAAGAACUAAAAUCGAGGCCUGGGGUCAUAAACGGGUUUCAACUUAUAUCGCUCCCGAUUUCGAUCUCAUGAUUACGGAGACCAAGCCGGAUGAGGUGAUCGUUACCACCAUCAACCGUACCCACCACACCUAUAUUAUCCGUGCUUUGGAGCUUGGCUGCAAGGUCAUUACCGAAAAGCUAACGACCAUCGAUGGACCGCAAUGCAGCGAGAUCCUUUCGGCUGUCGAUCGCACCAACCAGAGGGUCAGGGUCACCUUCAACUACCGUUGGGCGCCACGUAACACGAAAAUUUUUGAAGUCGUUCGAUCCGGGGCGAUCGGUACCGGAGAUCUCAAAUUCUACGCGAAGAAGAAUGCCGAGGAGCGGGGUGUGACCCAGUUCUACUCCAGGACUCACAGCAGCGAGGCGGCUAAGAAAGAUCCAUUUGCACUGCACCGGGAUGAAAAUCCUCAGUUGAAGUCUCUCUACCUGGACGCCGAGCAUGAAGAUGGCUACUUUCGUGACCAAAGUGUCUUUGGCGAUGGAAUCAGCAUUGAAGACACGAUGAACGUGCUUGUUAGAUACGAGAACAGGCCAGUCUUGACCUAUUCUCUCACUGCGUAUGCCCCCUGGGAGGGCUUCCGUGUCAGCUUCAACGGAAGAGGCGGUAGACUGGAGGCAGGAAUUGCCGAGAGUAGCUAUGUCAACUCUGGUGGAGAACAAUCAUUGGAAGGUGCCGCUGAAAGUAUCUCUCUCCUGUUGCGACCUUUAUUCCAAGAGCCGCGCAAGAUUGAGAUUGUGCAAGGCGCGGGUGGACACGGAAGAUGGGAAAAUGUGCUGCUUCGUGAUCUUUUCGGAGAAGCUGAGCUCAACGAGUACAUGAGAGCUGCUAGUCACAUUGAUGGUGCGGCUUCUAUUCUGACCGGUGUCGCUGCCAAUCGCUAG